CACUCUCUUCCCACCACGCAUCCGCGUCUCCCACAAAGGGGCCUUCUCCCCAACAUCACGCCUUUGUUCCCAUCCCCCAUCGCCCAUCCAAGGAAUCCAAUCUCAUUCCCUCUUCGCCCUCGGCUCAACUGCCCCUGCCUUCUCUUCCGAGCCCUUAUCGCCUCACACUGCCAGUAAGACGCAUUAUGCGCAUCUGUCUCUUCCUCUCCAGUGCCAUUGCCCUUGUGGCCCUGGCUACAACCUUCCCCUCCACUGCUGCUGGCACCGCUGUUGCCUCUUACGCGUACCCUAACGAUGAGCAUGACAUCACCGGCUUCUUUACCCUUGUCGACCGCCUCAUAAUGGCCGAUGGCACCCGCCGCUGCACUAUCCUCGACCGGGGUGAAACUCAGGCCUUCAGGAACCUGUAUCCCGUCGAUAGACGCGGCGAAAGGGCCCAGGUGAUCAGCCGCAAGUCGCAUAACGAGGAUCACCACCAUGGGCCAUCCUUUGCGGAUCAAGAGAAUGGCGAGGACGCAUCAAGGGACCUUUUGGAACUCAACACCAAUGCCCAAAAGGACUGGGCCGAGAUCGAGCAAGGGUUUCUGAAAAGCGUGUGCGACCAUCAGACUGAGGACGGUUCUGCCGACGCACUGGUGGAUCUGACGAACUUUUCACGUCUCCCACAGGCGCAGGGCCAGCAGGUCUUCAAGGGGUCCGCUAAUGGCCUGCAAGAAGAUGACGAAGUGCGUAAACUGAUCGACAGCGGUCCUGACAAGAACCGCGUUACUAUCGUCUUUAUGGGCGAUGGAUACACCCUGGACGAACGCGACAGGUUCUUUAGCGACAUGCAACGUCUUGUCGAUGAUAUGUUCGUUGGAGAUACCUUCAAGUCCUUCCUGCCCCUAUUUAAUGUCUAUGCUCUUUUUAGGCCAUCCAGAGAAAGCGGCAUUGGCGUCAAUGGCAAGUGGAAAGAUACCAGCUUCCGUCUCUACAGGGACGGCACGGAACUUCGCGGCAUCUAUGUCGCGGAUCCUCGCGCUGCCCGACAGGCUUGCCGUGCUGUUGGAAAAUAUGCCUGCGAUUUCCCCAGUUUGAUUGGCAAUGACCCGUACUACGGAGGUCUCGGGGGAGAGUUUGUCAUUUCUACCAGCUCAAACAAAUCAGGCACCGUUGUUUUGCGCCAUGAGCUUGGCCAUAGUCUCAUCAACGUCGGCGAAGAAUAUGACGGCGGAUACGUGUACUCGGGCGUCAAUGCUGAGCGCUGGAGUAUUCAAAACAUCAAGUGGAAGCAUUGGCUCACCGACGCAAUUCCCCGCGAGGAAAAGAAUGUUCUACGCGCUCAGGAUUACGCCUGGUAUGACCUGAAAAAGGGCCCCUACAAAGUCAAGUUCAACUCGGACGGGCAAUGGAAGCGCUGGAGUCUCAAGAUCUCUCACUCAGGAGUCGACACGGAUGACUCCUUUGAGGUUUAUCUGGAUGGCAAGCGGCUCAACUGGACCACACCCGGCGGCUAUGACCGCGAUUUUUCGGAAUGGGCAGGCGAGGAGGGCUUCAGUGCUGGUCCUCACGAGAUCGAAUUCCGCCAGGGCGCCAAGUAUGACAACGAGCCUUUAGAUCCUUCUAGACCUAUCCGUCAGCUCUGCUCUGUUACAAUGCACGAGUUCAUGGGCGAGGACCUGUACCGCUUCGACAAUAGCGUCAUCUCUGCCUAUCCCACUUACGAUAUUAAUGGCCGCAAGACAUGGAGGAGCAACCAUGAGCACUGCUUGAUGCGCAACAUGGCUUCGACUCAGUUCUGUUCCGUCUGCAAGGAAGGACUCUGGCAUCGUCUUCUGGGCAAAGCCAGUUUGCUGGACGGGAUCAACGUGGAUUGUCAGCGUGACGAUGAUGAGAAGGAGAUUUCUUCCUUUGCAAUCGAGGCCAAGGUAAUUCCCCUGGGCCAGUUCCGUGAUAAUCUCUCCCAACGUAUUGACGGUGAGGCAUACACUGCUCGCUGGCUCAAGAACGGAGAGCACCAGCCAGAGUUCGACGACGAGUUCAGGAUCGAGGUGCCCGGAUCAGAGGAAGGUAUCUGGGAAAUCAAGAUAGAUUUCAAGACCCCAGAAGCCCGCAAGGAUCCACGCGGGUUGUUGAAGGCCAGCAAAGUGUUUGUUGUUGCCAAAAGACUGUGUACACAGUGAGCAUGGCCUCUUGUUUUGCGCCCCUUUAUUCGUGCAUCGUUCAAAUAAAGGCAGCUAUUUAUUUCUUCGGGCUCUCCUGCGUGCUACCAUCUUUCG
Molecule: messenger RNA, 2258 nt
Organism: Gamsiella multidivaricata
Lineage: Eukaryota; Fungi; Mortierellomycota; Mortierellomycetes; Mortierellales; Mortierellaceae
Product: IgA peptidase M64-domain-containing protein
Exons: 4
Coding region: 186-2162 (658 amino acids)
Molecular function (GO): metallopeptidase activity
Source: RefSeq, a predicted model, not a curated record